CCAUUCUUACGGAGGAUUAGCACAUACUAUCACAGUGAAGCAGACGAGGAGGCAGAGGCAAACUCGAAAGAAAGAAGGGAAGGUCGAAAAAUGGCGAUAACACUCAACAGUGGAUUCAAGAUGCCAGUAGUGGGGCUGGGUGUUUGGCGCAUGGAAGGAAAAGAAAUCAGAGACCUCGUUUUCAAUGCCCUCAACCUUGGCUAUCGCCAUUUCGAUUGCGCUGCUGAUUACAAGAAUGAACCAGAAGUUGGGGAGGCACUUGCAGAAGCACUUUCGACUGGGCUUGUUAAGCGAGAGGAUCUCUUCAUCACCACCAAGCUUUGGAAUUCAGAUCAUGGGCAUGUGGUAGAGGCCUGUAAAGAUAGUCUGAAGAAACUUCGGUUGGAUUAUCUAGAUCUGUACCUUGUUCACUUUCCUGUUGCCACCAAGCAUACCGGAGUUGGUACGACUGGCAGUGCUUUGGAUGAGGAUGGGGUGCUAGAAAUAGACACAACUGUAUCUUUGGAAACUACCUGGCAUGCUAUGGAAGAGCUGGUCUCUAUGGGUUUAGUUCGUAGCAUUGGAAUUAGUAACUAUGAUAUCUUUCUAACGAGAGAUUGCUUAGUUUAUUCCAAAGUGAAGCCGGCCGUGAAUCAGAUUGAGACUCACCCAUACUUCCAGCGUGAAUCUCUUGUCAAAUUCUGUCAGAAGCAUGGCAUCUGUGUCACUGCCCACACUCCUCUUGGAGGUGCUGCCGCCAACGUCGAAUUGUUUGGUUCAGUUUCAUGUCUGGAUGAUCCAGUUAUCAAGAAUCUGGCUGAGAAAUACAAAAGGACUGUCGCCCAAGUUGUUCUAAGGUGGGGCAUCCAACGCAACACAGUUGUCAUCCCAAAGACAUCAAAACUUGAGAGAAUGAAAGAGAAUAUCCAAGUUUUCGACUUUGAGCUUACAAAAGAGGACAUGGACCUGAUUGGGAAGGUAGACAGGAAACACCGGACAAAUCAACCUGCCAAGUUUUGGGGCGUUGAUCUGUAUGCAUAGAUUUGUCGGUAACUCCAUCCGUGAGAGCAAAUGCCUUGUGUUGGCAAAGAAUAACAGAGUACUGGAGUCUGGAGCCAUGUUUCUUUCUCCGAGUUGUAAACUUCAAGCUGGAUCGUUCUUGAAGGUUCAGUAGAUGAGUUAGAUAAAACUCCACAAACUCCAUUUAUCUAUCGAAUGAACCUACUCUUUAUAAUGUCAUUGUUUUCCCUUGCGUGUC
This is a messenger RNA of Pyrus x bretschneideri (Chinese white pear), 1237 nucleotides long. Its product is annotated as NADP-dependent D-sorbitol-6-phosphate dehydrogenase-like. Bases 91 to 1020 code for a protein of 309 amino acids. The transcript has 6 exons. Gene Ontology annotation, molecular function: aldose-6-phosphate reductase (NADPH) activity. The record is from RefSeq and is a predicted model, not a curated record. NCBI's taxonomy places the organism in Eukaryota, Viridiplantae, Streptophyta, Magnoliopsida, Rosales, Rosaceae.